Syngnathus acus (greater pipefish) is the source of this 2106-nucleotide messenger RNA. It is a transcript of the gene rab7a, whose product is annotated as RAB7a, member RAS oncogene family. The transcript has 6 exons. Gene Ontology annotation, biological process: endosome to lysosome transport; phagosome-lysosome fusion. The record is from RefSeq and is a predicted model, not a curated record. Lineage: Eukaryota; Metazoa; Chordata; Actinopteri; Syngnathiformes; Syngnathidae. Gene Ontology annotation, molecular function: GTP binding; GTPase activity. Gene Ontology annotation, cellular component: lysosome; phagocytic vesicle; late endosome. The coding region runs from base 357 to 980 and encodes 207 amino acids.
GACAGCGAAUAGCGAGCGAGGCUAAAUGCUAGGCUAACACAUUAGCUUGACGGACAGGAAAAGCCAACGUCAACGACAAGACACCAUUGUAGCACAUCGCUAAGUGGGAUUUUCGCUGCCACUGACAGCGCUCACUUCGAUUCGGAGAGUUAGUCGCAACGGAUAGACAUCGAAUAUUAGUGGUGUCGAGGCCUCAAAAGGACACUUUAGGGACGACAGACAUUUAAAAGGAACUGCUAGCCCCCCUCUCUUUUUUUCUCUCCCUAAUCUGCGCUUUCAUAACGCCAAGAACCGAGGCAGAGGAAACGUCCACUUUUGAUAUUUUUACCACAAGAUCGUCUCACAGCUGAGGCACAAUGACUUCAAGGAAGAAAGUCCUCCUCAAAGUCAUCAUCCUCGGAGACUCCGGAGUUGGGAAGACCUCGUUGAUGAACCAGUAUGUGAAUAAGAAGUUCAGUAACCAGUACAAGGCCACGAUAGGUGCAGACUUCUUGACGAAAGAAGUCAUGGUGGAUGACAGACUUGUCACCAUGCAGAUUUGGGACACAGCAGGUCAGGAGAGGUUCCAGUCUUUAGGCGUGGCGUUCUACCGCGGAGCCGACUGCUGCGUUCUGGUCUUUGACGUGACGGCCCCAAACACCUUCAAGACCCUCGAUAGCUGGAGGGACGAGUUCCUGAUCCAAGCCAGCCCUCGAGACCCGGAGAAUUUCCCCUUUGUGGUGCUCGGCAACAAGAUAGACUUAGAGAACAGACAGGUCACAACCAAGCGGGCACAAGCAUGGUGUCAGAGCAAGAACAACAUCCCCUAUUUUGAAACCAGCGCCAAGGAGGCCAUCAACGUCGAGCAGGCCUUCCAGACGAUCGCACGCAACGCUCUCAAACAGGAGACCGAGGUGGAGUUGUACAACGAGUUCCCGGAGCCGAUUAAGCUGGAUAGGAACGAGCGAGCCAAGCCUUCGGCGGAGACCUGCAGCUGCUGAGGCCCACCGACAUCUGCGUCGCGGCCCCUCGUCGCCUCCCCCGUCAUGCCUUGUCUGAAUAUCCUCCCUUCCCACGACCCACCGUACAAGCAGCAUCUUGCUCACGACAGUACGACGUGAACAUGCUGCAGCCUCCUCCUCGUGUAUGGGAAUCACACAUUUUCUUUCAAGCAUCGCUCCCCUAGCCCAAAGAACACCUUAAACAUCGUAUGCUUAUUCUUCCUGUCCAGUGUUUUUCCCCCCCACCUUUAAAUGGCAACAGACGUUUUCAGUUCUAUGAAUAUCGCUGCUUUCACAAUCACUUGUUUUACAUUGAGCUCAAACAUCCUACAUGUCUGUUUCAUUGAGGAUAUUUUUUUUUUUGUAGCUGUGGUGGUUGUUGUCUUAUUUUACAGGGCACCACAACUGCAUGAAUAGAAGAAACACUGCUCCCCCCUCCCCUCCUUUAAGUGAUUUGUAUUGUGGCUUUGUGUCACGCUACGCACCUCACGCAACCUUGAAAUACAUAUAGGGACUGAGAUUUAACUUGGGAUAAUCAGAUUGCAGUUUUGAUGCUAAUUGAUACACAAAAUGAAGACAAAUUGCAAGUCCCACCACUAAACAGUUCAGGUUGUGUUGAAGUCACUCAAAAUAACCUUGUACGUGACAUGAGAUUGGCACACAGGUGAGUUUUGUUCCUCUUUUGACUUUCUCUAGUAGUUCUCGCUUCCUGGUGCAAGAUGAAACAAAUCAAGGCAGCACAUCAAUUCCUUGACAGUCCAGGAAAAGAAGUAUACUCUGGUUUCUAACUCAGUACUCUUAGUCAAUGUGUUUCUUUUUAUUGACAACUGUUUCAAAGACUUUGUACAAUUGCAAUCAUUUUGUGGGGAAGACAACCAUGUCAGUUUCCGUAUAUCUUACUGCCAGUUGCUUUAAGUGCUUGACAUUUAUUUUAAUCAAUCAGAUCUGUCUGUUUGAAUCACGGUAAAACGGAAAUGCAUUACGAAUUUGAAGAUCGCUAACAGAAAAGAAUGAAAUGGUGGAAGUAGUGGCAUUCGUCAUUGUAUUAUAAAUAUGAUAAAUGCAUAGCAAUGUUUCAAAAUGUCUUUGCCUUUCAAGUAUAAGGGUAAUAAAAACCUCAAAUUCA